This is a messenger RNA of Cylindrotheca closterium, 645 nucleotides long. NCBI's taxonomy places the organism in Eukaryota, Bacillariophyta, Bacillariophyceae, Bacillariales, Bacillariaceae. The record is from the annotation of a GenBank genome assembly.
AUGACGAGCAAUACAGCUGCAACCAAACCUGUAAAAUAUGAAAAGUACGAAAACAGAUAUCUCCCCCAAGACUUUAUUCCAGGAGAGACAGAUGUCGUCUGCGCCCGAGGAAAGUCAUAUUGGGAGCACCCUGGCAACAAAAUGUACCGAACAUUGAUUGCUGGAGCCACAGAAAAGUACUCUAGCACCACGAACAAGCUCGAAAAGACAAUGAUUGUCUCUGAGAUUGUCAAUGCUGUCCAUAAGCGACAAGGCAUGUUUGUCAAAAAGGAGAAGAAAGGUGGACCUUGGGUCGAAGUUGACGAAGUCUUUGCCAGAGAAAAGAUUGGUCAGAGUCUACGGGAUGGUUUACACGAUAAGUACCGUUCGGCAACGAAAGCCAAGAAGCAACGGAAGGAAAAGAUCAACGAACGAUUCAAUGGCGAUAUUGAUCGUGUGAUCCACGGAAAUGCCUCGGUAUCCAGAAGGAUCGAAGAUCUCACGAAAGAAGUCCGAAAGAAUGGGGCCCUGGCUUCGGAUUACUCCAUUGUAACGCUUUUCAGCAGAGCGAACUCAGACAUUUUGGAAACCAUCAAGAAGGAUUCGUCCAUGUUGCAUCAGUUCGAAGAUGCUACCGGGGCCUCCAAGGAAGAACAGUCGUGCUAG